AUGCCAGGAAACCGUGAAGUUGGAAUAUGGGAGCGAAUCGCUCGAUGGAUUGGCGGUUCGACUGGCGAACUUUAUGUUCAACACCCGAGAGUAGUGGAAAUUGCGGGCGAAUUGAUUGACUUAGAUGCCCCCGCAAUUUCCAACUCUCAACCCGGAGAUGAACGGCGUGCUGGCACGGAUUACGUGAGUUUUUUGGCGGAAAUUUGAAUUUUUUUGAGCCGAAAAUCGAAAUUUUGAGCAUUUUUGAGCCCGGAGCUGAUUUUUUGAUGAAAAAUGAUGAAUUUUGAAUUUUUUGACCCGAAAAUCGAAAUUUUGAGCAUUUUUGAGAAUUUUGAAUUUCGCGCUCUGAAAAAUUCCUUUAAAAAUUUGAAAUGCAAAAAAUUCUCUACAGUACUUUUGGUCCCAAAAAAUUUAAAAAUUUCAUUUCCAAAACUUUGAAGAAAAAUUGCUUAUGAAAUCCACGUGGCAAAAUUUGAAUUCAAAAAACUUUUUACCAAAAAAGUUUGAAUUUUUUGAAUUUUCAAAAAAAAAAUGCUGAUUUUUUGAUAAAAAUGAUGAAUUUUGAGCCCUAAAAUUCUGAAAAUUCAAAUUUUUUGGGAAUUUUUCAAAGCGCGAAAUUUAACAAUUCUAAAUUUCCUAACAUGAGCAAUGUCUAUUUUUUGUUGAAAAUUCGAAAAUUCAAAUUUCCCGCCGAAUUUUCGGAGGCGCGAAAUUCAAAAAUUCAAUCUCCCGCCGAAUUUUCGAAGGCGCGAAAAUCAAAAAUUCAAAUUUUUCUAACAUGAGCAAUGUCAAUUUUUUGUUGAAAAUUGAAAAAUUCAAAUUUUUUGGGAAUUUUUCAAGGCGCUAAAUUCAAAAAAUUCAAUUUUUCUGGUUAAAAAAAUUUUUGAAUUCAAAUUUUGUCACGUGGAUUUCAAGAGCAAUUUUUCUUCAAAUUUUUGAAAAUGAAAAUUCAAGUACUGUAGAAAUUUUUGUGCGGGAAAUUCAAAAAUUCGAAAAACUGGUUGAAAUUUCGCCAAAAUUGAUGAAAAAUUUGAAAAUCUUCAAAAAAUAAUCAAUUUUUGUUUUCAGCUUUCGGCCGACGCUCGUUCGUUCUCUCACAGGACCACCGGCUCAACAAUAUAUUUUGACGCCGAAUCCACAAUUCAACACCCAGAAGCUGCCGAUCAAAACAUCGAAACAUCUUUCAAUGUCGAUGAUUUUAUAGUAUUAAAUGCAGUUUUGGCUGGAGUUCAAGCUCGGGAAUUCUGGAACGGAUAUGGAAUUGUUGGAGGUGGAGCUGAAGCGGAAGCUGAAGCUGGAAUUGAUGGGAUGGAAGUGGAAGAAACUGAAAAUGAUGAUGAUAUAGAAAUGGAAGUUGAGGAUAGAAGAAUCGGUGGAUCUGAGAUUGGAGAUGGUUCUACAAGUUCUCAUCAAAGUGAUACCGAUGAUCUUGAAACGGCCAUGGAAGUUCAAUCGGAUUUUGAGGAAGAGGAGGAAAUGGAAGUGGAUGAGGUUGGUUUUUUGCUGGAUUUUAUUUUUUGAAAUUCAUAAAAUUUCAAAAAUUCAGUUUUUGAAAAUGAAAUCAUCAUAACAUUCAGCAGAAAUUCAGAUUUUUCUUUUGAAAAUCUGAAAAUUCAGUAAAAAUUCAGAUUUUUUUUUUGAAAAUAAGAAAUAAAAUUUUUGAAACUUUCCGAUUUUCAAAAAAAAUCUGAAUUUUUGAAAUUUUCUGAUUUUCAAAAAAAUUUCAAAUUUUCUGAUUUUCAAAAAAAAAGAUCUGAAUUUUUGAAAUUUUCUGAUUUUCAAGAAAAAAUCUGAAUUUUUGAAAUUUUCUGAUUUUCAAAAAAAAAAGAUUUGAAUUUUUGAAAUUUUCCGAUUUUCAAAAAAAAAAAGAUUUGAAUUUUUGAAAUUUUCUGAUUUUCAAAAAAAAAGAUCUGAAUUUUUGCUGAAUUUUCUGAUUUUCAAAAAAAAGAUCUGAAUUUUUGCUGAAUUUUCUGAUUUUCAAAAAAAAGAUCUGAAUUUUUGAAAUUUUCCGAUUUUCAAAAAAAAAGAUUUGAAUUUUUGAAAUUUUCUGAUUUUCAAAAAAAAGAUCUGAAUUUUUGCUGAAUUUUCUGAUUUUUCAAAAAAAAAGAUCUGAAUUUUUGAAAUUUUCCGAUUUUCAAAAAAAAAAGAUUUAAAUUUUUGCUGAAUUUUCUGAUUUUCAAAAAAAAAUUUCAAAAAUUCAGAUAUUUUUUUGAAAAUCAUGAAAUUUCAAUUUGAAUUUUCAAAUUUUCUGAUUUUUAAAAAAAAUCUGAAUUUUGGAAAUUUUCUGACUUUCAAAAAAUCGGAAUUUUUGCUGAAUUUUUUUUUGAAAAUUAGAGAAAAAUUAGCAGAAGUUCAGAAAUUUUCUAAUUUUCAAAAAAAUAAUCUGAAUUUUUACAGCCAAUCGGGGAAGUGGCUAGAAUUGUGGCUGGAGCUGGAGUUGGGGAAGAGGAGAGAAGAAUCGAAGUUUUGCAUCGAUUUUUCGAUGCUUUGCUUGCGAACAAUGGAGGAGAUGUUGGAAUGGUUGCUCAGGUUAGUUUUUUUGGAAUUUACUGGGCUCUUCUUGGUUUUUUUUGGUAA
Molecule: messenger RNA, 2577 nt
Organism: Caenorhabditis angaria
Lineage: Eukaryota; Metazoa; Nematoda; Chromadorea; Rhabditida; Rhabditidae
Source: the annotation of a GenBank genome assembly